Cydia fagiglandana is the source of this 8385-nucleotide messenger RNA. RefSeq names its product gamma-aminobutyric acid receptor subunit beta (gene Rdl). Bases 279 to 1748 code for a protein of 489 amino acids. Gene Ontology annotation, molecular function: extracellular ligand-gated monoatomic ion channel activity; neurotransmitter receptor activity; chloride channel activity. Gene Ontology annotation, cellular component: neuron projection; GABA-A receptor complex; synapse. Lineage: Eukaryota; Metazoa; Arthropoda; Insecta; Lepidoptera; Tortricidae. The transcript is spliced from 11 exons. The record is from RefSeq and is a predicted model, not a curated record. Gene Ontology annotation, biological process: nervous system process; regulation of membrane potential; chloride transmembrane transport.
CAGGUUUGAAGUUUUAAUGUGAAGGAGUCCGGUAGUAGUAAUUAGGAGGUGAGUACGCGUCGCAGCGGCUGCGGCGGCGCGACGGUCGAUAGCUGGAGCGACAGGCGGUACCGUCCCGGGUCACGCCUGCCAGAUCGAUAGCGGCACGGCGGGGGCGGAGGACCCGAACCCGGCAUUACUCGCGCCGCCACGGCAGACGAGACACCUAGUCCGCCGCGAGAUCGGCGGCAGGCGAGCGCGGCCGGGGCACGACGCUCCAUGCGACCUCCGCUCGCGACAUGAGCGGCGCCCGCCCCCGCAGCGCGCCCCUGCUCCUGGCGCUCGCAGCCGCCUUUCUCCCGCAAGCCAACCAUGUCGCGGGCGCCGGUGGGGGUGGCAUGUUCGGCGAUGUCAAUAUAUCAGCCAUAUUGGAUUCCUUUAGUAUAAGUUAUGACAAAAGAGUAAGGCCUAACUAUGGAGGUCCGCCAGUGGAGGUGGGCGUCACCAUGUAUGUGCUCUCUAUCAGCUCCGUCUCCGAAGUGCUCAUGGACUUCACAUUGGAUUUUUACUUCAGACAGUUUUGGACAGAUCCACGACUGGCGUAUAAAAAACGACCUGGAGUGGAGACGUUAUCAGUGGGAUCCGAGUUCAUAAAAAACAUAUGGGUGCCAGACACAUUCUUUGUAAAUGAAAAGCAGUCAUAUUUCCACAUAGCAACCACUAGCAACGAAUUCAUACGUAUCCAUCAUUCAGGCUCUAUUACUAGAAGUAUCAGAUUAACUAUCACAGCAUCAUGUCCUAUGCAUCUACAAUAUUUUCCUAUGGACAGACAACUGUGUCACAUAGAAAUUGAGAGUUUCGGCUACACCAUGCGGGACAUCCGAUACAAAUGGAACGAGGGCCCCAACUCGGUGGGCGUGUCGAGUGAAGUGUCGCUGCCGCAGUUCAAGGUCCUCGGCCAUCGCCAGCGAGCCAUGGAGAUCUCCCUCACCACAGGAAAUUAUUCUCGGUUGGCAUGCGAGAUACAAUUUGUUCGAUCCAUGGGAUACUACCUAAUCCAGAUAUACAUUCCGUCUGGUUUGAUCGUGAUCAUCUCGUGGGUGUCGUUCUGGUUGAACCGGAACGCCACGCCGGCGCGCGUGUCGCUCGGCGUCACCACCGUGCUCACCAUGACCACUCUCAUGUCCUCCACCAACGCGGCGCUGCCUAAGAUCUCCUACGUCAAGUCCAUCGACGUUUACCUCGGCACUUGUUUCGUCAUGGUUUUCGCCAGUUUAUUAGAAUACGCUACAGUAGGAUAUAUGGCAAAGAGAAUACAAAUGAGAAAACAAAGAUUCGUAGCCAUACAGAAAAUAGCGUCCGAAAAGAAACUGCCUGUUGAUUGCCCUCCAGUUGGUGAUCCACAUACACUCUCUAAAAUGGGGACGUUAGGGAGGUGUCCUCCAGGAAGAGCUUCGGUAAGCUGUUCGGAAGUAAGAUUCAAAGUGCACGAUCCGAAAGCACAUUCAAAAGGUGGAACAUUAGAGAACACCAUAAACGGGGGCCGGAGCGGAGCCGAAGAAGAGAACCCAGGACCACCGCCGCACAUACUCCACCCCGGCAAGGAUAUAAGCAAACUGCUGGGCAUGACGCCCUCUGACAUCGACAAGUACUCGCGCAUCGUGUUCCCGGUGUGCUUCGUCUGCUUCAACCUCAUGUACUGGAUCAUCUACCUGCACGUCUCCGACGUCGUGGCUGACGAUUUGGUUCUUCUGGAAGAGGAUAAAUAGAGGGGACGAUGUCUUUUAUCCACUUAUUUUUCCACUUUAAUCGCAUACAAUAAUAAUUUGAAACGAACCGCACUUAUUUCCGAAAUAAGUUUGAAGAAAAAUAGAACUAGCUGUAUUAUCCGUACGACUUAGUAACAAAGUUAGCUUACGAUGCGUCAUAGAACUCAUCGGUGACAUAACUUAUUCCAAAAAAAGAAUUUGUAGAUAUAACAGCACUAUCUAGUACCUAAUUAAUUAAAUUUAAUAAUGUAAUGAAAAUGUAAAUAACGUGUUGAGGAUAUGUAAAAUAUGGACGUCUUAAUCUAAGAUAAUAAAUCUCUUUUCUUGGAGUCUGAAGUAGUAACUAAACGACUGAACAUUUUAGAUAACAUGGACAAGACGUGUUUUAGUUUCCGUAGUGACAGAGGGAGUCGCAGGGAGUGCGAGGAGGCGCGCAAGCGUCGGCGCGGAAUUGCCGGGCUGCCAGUUCGAUUGUCAGACAGUUUCCUGGUGGUCAGACUCUGUAAAUACUAGCUUGCCGUAUGAGUAGGUGUUUAUUAUAAGGCUUUAGAAAUAAAUAAUAUCUUUACUAAACGAACCCAGUAAUUCAAUCAUGGACGUUUUUGGAACACAAUGUUGGUUCCACAUUUUCCAAUUUUCUUAAUAAGAUUUUGACACAGUGCAAUUUUUCGAAGUAAUUGGAAAAAGUUCCUAAACUAAUAUUGAGUAGCAAAUGGUUGUAUGAAUUAAAAUUAAAUCGUGAAAUUAAAGUUUCAAAUUAUUAUUAUUUCUGUGGUAAAAUGAGUGGAGUACAAAAUAAUGUAUGAUAAAAUCUGAUGCUCAAAUUUCUCCGCUUGAACAUAUUAAUUACUUAGUUGUAGUAGUUUUGUAGGUAUGUUAAAAACUUAGUUGUUCGUUUAUUCUUUGCUAUUUUCUACAUUGUUGUGAUAAUAAUAUUAGAUGUUUUCUGUUGGAAUGUAGUGCAAACCUAUCCAAUUCUAUCUAUUAAAUAUAUUUUGUUUCAUUUUAAUACAAAUUUGUAGCUACGUGUUGUAAUUUACAUAUAUAUGAUAAAUGUUUCAAAUCAGCAAUAAUUUAAGCUUCUCAUUGAAAAUGCACGUCGAUUUUAUGACAUUGGAACCCAUUAUAAUUACAUGCCGACAUAUCUAGUUACUAAUUGGAUACAUUAUAACAAGAGCAAUAAAAAUCUUACCUAACUAUGUUGAAAACGCAUUAUACCAUGUCAAAAGUCGACUGCACUUGCGAACGACUAACACCGUUAGAUGAAGAUACAGGUAAUUCAUAAUUUGCUUGCAGUAAUAUAAUGAUCAUGAUUAGUUUUGUCACAAUAGUUUGGCUCCAUAAGCGGUGUGCAUGUGCGAAGUAAGUAAAGUUAUUGUUGACCCUCUGAUAACUCCAGCAUGCGUACUCAACCUACCUCUGCGCCUUUCACUUUGUUCCAGUCAUGGUAUGUUUACCUUUAAAUAUUAGGCGAUACAUUUAUUUCGUUGAAGGAAUUGUUGAGAUUAUAAUAUGAAUGAAUAAGAUUAAUAUACUUAUAACACGUUAAUUUUUAUAUUGACAUUGAAAUAUUUUAUAGUCUAGUGCCGUGAGACGAUUGUUUUUGAUCGCAACUAUUUAUAAAAUAGUGAAAAGAGUUUUGCACUAAGGGAUGUUAUUGAAAGCGUGUUGUUGCCCGAGUAAUUUAUCAAUAAGUGAUUCGUCGCUAGUUUGAACCCAAAUAUCGAUUACAAAAUAGACAAACAUAUUCUUGAAUAUCAACCAUUCCAUUAAAUUAUGUGUAAAAAAAACCUUUAGUAAAGCAGUGUAUUAUUUUCCAACUAUUUAUUCGCUUCCUAGCAUGCCAAGCCUACGUGCGCUUAGUUAGUAUGUCAUUCAAUGUUUUUAGGUUAUUUUGAUUAAACGGUAAGAUUUUAAUUUUGAACGUAUCUUAGAUUCAUUGAAGUACUCCCAUAAUUAAUUGCAUAAUUUUUGUUUAAAAAAAUGAUGACGCAAUUUUUACAUUUUUAUUUAUUAAAUUAUUACCUCCAUAGAAUAGGCGCACAGUAGUCUAUGCAAUGCUUUCCCUAAUUAGUUGGAAUUAGUGUAAUAUUUAGCUUGUACCUCUCGCUAGAAGUAAGCUCUCGUAGCUGGAAGCAUUAGGUUGAGCAUUAGAACCGUUGGUGCCGGGGAAGCCGAUUCGUGACCGCGGGUCUCGCACGUCGUGGCUUACUGUCACCACGUGCUCCGCGCGGACCAUCGAGCGACUUCCCCCCAACAACGUUCGCCGGUACCCUCGAAUAUCUGACAAGCAGGGCUCCUGUCAUCAGCUGCGAAUUCGCGAGAUCGUGUUACUCUUAGCGGGUUCCAUAAGAACAAAUAUUUAUCUGUUUAACUUUUAAAACUACCUAAAUUAAAGCUCUAACACCAUAUAUAGCAAACAACUGCCGUGUGAUCGAAAACAAAUACUACCUAGGUAAAAUUUUGAGUUUAUUAUGUUUUUAAAUUUUACUAAUUAAUUAUAGGUACAUAGAUAUUUAUAUAAGUCAUUUAUAUUUAACGGAACCCAUUAAAACAAAUUCUGCGAGAGAGUGCUAUCAUUUAAUAUAGGUAUUCAGAUGCUAUUGUCACUUGAUUGUACAAUAUGUUGUGGCGAUGCUUGUCAUGGACCCGGCUGCCGUGGGGUCGUGUCACUCGCCGAGCUCACAGAUCCGUGGACUAAUCUAACAGCUGUGCGCUUGACAGUUUACUAGUGCCCGAAAUGUAUAACAAAAUCAGAAAAUUUUAGAAACAAGAUGUAGCACUGUAAAUUGUAGAUGUCUACUAAUUAAUAUAUUGUACUAAAUAGGUACGUUUUAGAUUAACUUUACUUAUAUUACUUGAAGUAUAUCAAAGGCACUCUGAUAAUAACGGCACCUCUUAAACUGUAUACUCACUUUUUAUUUAAUUGCAAACCGUUACUACAUUCUAAAUUAUAAUACUUACAGAUAAUUGAUAGAUUAAGAUUUAGGUUCGCUGGUAGACGUUUGAGAGUAGGUACUACGGCGUAGCCUCUGCUUCGUCUCUCCGAAACGAAAUUCUAAAAUAUUUGUCUAGUGAUUAGAUAUAAGUACGAGACAAAUAGUUAUAAGGAAAUGUAUCUUAGAUAUUAUUAUAUACAUAAAUACUUAUAUUAUAUACAACAGUCACAUCCACGUUAAUACGUCACAAGUAAGGUAAUAAUAUUAACGUAACUCGAUGCUAGCCGUCCGUCGCCGUAGUCGGGGCGGAGGUUCCGGCAACUGAUAGCCGGUUGUUGACUAGAUGCAGUAUAGACGAUGCAGAGUACAAGGCCGGCCCGCGGCCGUAGACGCCCGAGAGGUGACAUGGCGCGGUGACGCACCGCGGGCCUAUAUGAUCCCGACAAGUAGCCACCUUUCCUGUAUUUGUAUAUUCUAUCGAACAUAGAAAAUUGUAUCGAAGUUCUAAAACAAUAAUCCACCAAAGAGUACUUGCCUAAAAGUAAAAAAAAAUACCUACUGUGCAAUAUGCUAGUCAAAGUCAGUCGGAUACUUAGUAAUAAGUAGGUAAAACAACGGAUGAUAUUUUAGCAUUAUCACGACGUCGUAUGUAGGUACCUUAUAUAAUAUGAAUUGCUCAGAAAAUAAAUAGGAACACUUUGCCUCAUGUAUUUACUAAAUGAAGUGUAUAAUAUAACUCCGUGUAUAAAACUAAAACAUAGAUAACCUAAGCUCAUUAAAAAGUAUAUUUUGAUGUUAGUAACAGAUUUUUUGAGAUUGUUCAUUUGUCUACGUAUUUGGAAAAAUAUAUUUACUGCAUAGAUUUCACUUAGGAUAACCUGCGUUCAUUUGGGGAGUGACUGCUUAAAUGAUAUUUGUUUUUUGACUAAUAUGUUAUAUUUAUAAGUUUCGUGUUAUAUAAUUUUUUUUAAUAAGUAAAAGAACGCUAGGUAAUUAACGUGUACAGUCUGCCGGUCUGCCCGAGAGGAUAUAGUUUAUGUGCUCAAUAAGUGACGCUAGUCAAGUCAAUUUUUUUAGGCUAUUGAACUAAUAAACUAUUGGCGAACGCGACAUGCAGAAGAGGGGCGACAAUAACAAAGGUAGCACUCCUCAAGUACCAGAAGUACAAAUGUUCGUUCUAGAGUCAGCUGCCGAACCGUGCCGAGUACUUUCGAGCCACGACGUGGCGCGCCAAGUCUGAAGUGCCCAGCUGGCAUGGUUUAGUGUCUGACUGUACGAAUCUAAUUCAACGUUUCCUUCACAAAUUGAUUUAUUAAGUACGCUUCAAAAGAUAUAUCAAUAUUUUCUAAACGGUAUUAUAAAAAUUAAGCGAUUACUUGAUACUUUAAAGUAAUUUUAUAUCAGUUUUGAUGGAAAUGACACUAAAUGGAAUAAUAGAAUCAGUCAAUAGUAAACAUUAUUUUAGAAAAUUGUAGACAUCGGGAAAAAUAUGAAAAGUUGCUCGGAAGACCUUUGCAGUACAUUUUUCAUGUGGAGAAAUAAAGCUCCGAUAUUGAUGGGAUUGAUUGUACUCCUGGAAUGAAUUCGUUUUAAUAAGCAUGCCGCUAAUGAUUCCUUUGCCAUAAGUCUACCAUCAAAACGAGGCUAAGAUGGCGAAUGAAACCCAUUCGUUGCCUCAUUCCGUGGCAAAUACCUACACUGCAUAAUGUAAAAAAGUGUUUACGCUUUUUGGAAGGUUUCAAUGUAGGUACCUACCUAUAUUUUAAAUGCGAUCAACUUAAAUCCAGAAAUCAAUUAUGUAUGAAUCCCGAUUAGGUAUAUGAAUCUACUUCCAAUUGCUGUUUUCCCUUCCCGUUUUCAGUACGGUAAAGGACACAUCAACUGAUUACGAUUUGGGGGCCGAUUUUUGAAAUUCGACCGCUCGAUUUCGUGUAUUUCAUUCAAUAAUAUCUCCACUACUAUGCAUUUAAAUUCUACUAGAUAAUAGAAUUGAAAACUAGUGGUCAAUACCACUAGAUUCCCAAUAUCUAUCGCUCGAAUUUCAAAAAUUAGAAUUUCGCCGUUUUCACCGAAUUUCGAGUGACGAAAUCGAGCGAUCGAAAUUCAAAAAACGGCCCCCGAUCCAUGAUUUGACCCUGCAAGUAAUAAAGCAAUAAAUAAUUUUGGCACCCCUAGAACACUUGCGUGGCGUAGCGAUGACGAAAUGGAUUAAUUAUAAAGAGAGCAGUAGUCAGUUGUCGCGCGACAAGCUAUCGCGGCGCACAUGCGUUAGGGGUGCAGGUGUAUCAAGGGCGACUGAAUUGAUAGUAGUAUUUAUAGUCUCCAAUGCAACAUAAAUUCUAAAGAAGUUUACAAUAGCAAUAAUUACCAGUACUUACCUACAGUUCAACCUGUAGAUUUCGUGUCUUAUAAAAACAUACAAAAUAGUAUGUAAUUUAAGUUUGGUAAGAACACAAUAACGACAUUUUCGUAUAGGGUAGAUACGUAAGUAUAAAUUUAGCAAUCGUCUUUUAAAUACGUUCGACGGAUCUCACAAACUAUACCUAAUUUAAACCAAGUCACUAACAAUACUUUCACUUUAAACCUUAGAUAUAAUAAAUACCCUCUGCACAAUUUUUAUAAUAAUAAAUUAUAAUUUGGUUGCAAGAACCAUACGAAUUGUAGUUUAUUUAGAAAUUAUCACUUAACAUCAGUGCUCACUUAAAAAGUAACCUUUUUCAUUCAAACGCGUACAUAAUAUAAAAGUUGUAUUACAUAUUCGGUACUUCGCACUAUUUUUUAAUACGUAGCACGUUUCGGUAUGAACUGCGCACCGCCGCUUUUCUCCAUUCCAAUACAAACAGUGCAUAUACUUGUGUAACCUUAACAAAUUAAACCCACUUAAACUCGUAAAAUAAAAAUAACAACGUCACCACAAAUUAAUAACCUAGAAGUUCGUUAUUAGAACAUACAUAACAUCUCGCCUAGAUACAUAAUAACAAUAAUUAAUCAAAAAUUAGCAGUGUCCCAUUGACUCAUUAACACCAAGCAACAUACAAAGUAGAUGUUAAAAGAAAUAUAUACAUACAUACGUAUAUAUAUUAUAGCGAUAAACUAUGACUGUAGAUUGAAAUGUAGUGUUUAAUUACAACGAUGCUGUAAUAAGGAUAUAAAUUCUAAAUCAAUAAUGAAACGAUAGAAUGAAAACAAUGUGCUUUCCGUAAACAUAAGAAAUAAUGUUGAUAAACAAUGGUGACGUGCAUUCAGUCUAAGAUGCCGCCGGCUUGAAUCCCGGUUACCGGGGGUUUUAUACUCACGCUCUACGGUGCUUCUGUGGUGGCAGACAUUUUGCAGAAUCAUAUGGAUUACUGAGACUAUGGAUACAGACUAUAGAUUAAAUGGACCAGUUGUGCCUACAGAUAUUAACCUGGAUGAUUUUAUAUACCUAACCUAUGUGCUCCACUAUAAUUCUGCAAAAUUUCCAGCUGUAUUGAUUGUUGUAGUAAAGUCCCUCGUUGAAGGAAUCAUUGCGCCCGCGCGCCCACGAAAGUCGCGUCACAACAGCCCGUGAACGACUAAUCCAUGUGUACGCUUUAUAAACGUGUCGAGUAGGUCACUAAGUUGUUUUGUAAUCUACACCUCUCCCAGUAAACUGCAUUGGUUUCCAAUCGGAUAGAUGCUGACUACACGAAAUGGGAAUGUAAACUUAUCAAAAUAAA